This is a messenger RNA of Drosophila sechellia, 1218 nucleotides long. RefSeq names its product Ionotropic receptor 56b (gene Ir56b). Bases 1 to 1218 code for a protein of 405 amino acids. NCBI's taxonomy places the organism in Eukaryota, Metazoa, Arthropoda, Insecta, Diptera, Drosophilidae. The transcript is spliced from 2 exons. The record is from RefSeq and is a predicted model, not a curated record.
AUGCUGCUCGGCACGGACCUGAUCAGUGGAGUGAUCCGCUCGCCAUAUAGUUUUGACAUCCCCCACGCCUUUAUCUUCAACGUAUCGGUGCCCAAGUUCUGUGGUCCCUACAUGGAGAUAGUGAAGCACUUCGCUGAGGUGUACCACUACCAGCUGUUUCUCGAUCCUCUCGAGAGGUUGCCCAAGAAAUCGGUGGUGGAACAGGACAUUAUCAGCGGCAAGUACAACCUAUCGCUCCAUGGGGUUAUCAUUCGGCCAGAGGUGACCAGUGAGUUCUUUAACGUCACGCAGCAUAGCUAUCCGCUGGAGCUGAUGACGAACUGCGUAAUGGUACCCCUUGCUCCCGAGCUGCCCAAGUGGAUGUACAUGGUGUGGCCGCUGGGCAAGUACAUCUGGACAUGCCUCUUCCUCGGCACCUUCUAUGUCGCGCUCCUGCUGAGGUAUAUGCACUGGCGGGAGCCAGGGAAUGCUACCCGAUCGUACACCAGGAACGUGCUUCACGCCGUGGCCCUUUUGAUGUUUAGUGCCAACAUGAACAUGUGCGUGAAGCUGAAGCACGCCUCGAUUCGCGUCAUAAUCUUCUACACGCUACUCUACAUCUUUGGUUUCAUCCUGACCAAUUACCACCUCAGCCACAUGACGGCCUUCGGUAUGAAGCCGGUGUUUCUGCGGCCCAUCGACACCUGGUCGGAUCUGAUCCACUCGAGACUACGCAUCGUUAUCCACGACUCGCUGCUGGAUGAGCUGCGCUGGCUGCCGGAUUACCAGGCCCUGCUGGCGAGUCCAUCGCGUUCCUACGCCUAUGUGGUCACCCAGGAUGCCUGGUUGUUCUUCAACCGACAGCAGAAGGUGCUCAUCCAGCCGUACUUCCACCUGUCCAAGGUGUGCUUCGGCGGUCUCUUCAACGCCCUGCCCAUGGCCUCCAAUGCCAGCUUUGCCGGCUCCCUGAACAAGUUCAUUCUGAACGUUUGGCAGGCGGGUUUGUGGAACUACUGGGAAGAGCUAGCCUUUCGGCAUGCCGAGCAGGCUGGCUACGCGAAAGUUUUCCUGGACACAUAUCCGGUGGAACCACUAAACCUGGAGUUCUUCAGCACGGCAUGGAUUGUCUUAUUCGCGGGAAUCCCCAUUAGUUCGCUGGCUUUCUGUUUGGAGCGCUUUAUCCAUCGACGAAAGCAAAGACGUCCUCAGUAUGAACGAUUUGAGUGCUACGAUUACUAA